UUCGUGGAACCAAUCACUGCUUGAGACGUCUGUGUGCAUCAUCAUCACAGCGGUAUUGAGCAAGACAAGACAAGCCUAUAUUGAACAGUGCAGGCGCGCUCGAUCUUCGGAGAAUAUUACUCAUAUAUCUAUGUAUGUGCUGGGAUAAGAAUCUGUUACUAAUUUUUGCGCUAAACACAUUAUUUUACGCUACGCACUGCCCAUGUGAAGAUAGAAUUGUUUUCCAUUUUCAAAGAUAUACAGUAUGGCCAAAAGGUUCUGUACGGGCCCGACAUCCGGUGUAGAGGUAGACGACAAUUGUAUCCAGUCCUAUAUUAACCUACAACUUCAUCAUUCCGCCCAGUUCAUUAUUUACCGCCUCUCUGAUGACAAAAAGCGCAUCAUCGUAGACAAAAUAGGACCAGUAGGAUGCUCAUACGACAAUUUUGUAACGGAACUUCAGAACGCGGGAAUAAAGGGAGAGGGACGAUAUGGUGUAUUUGAUUUUAGCUACACUGUAAAAGAAAGGAUGGUGAACAAAAUAGUUUUCUUUUUAUGGAUCCCGGAUACUAUACAGGUGAAACAGCGGAUGUUGUAUAGCAGUAGUGUGCGCGCACUAAAAGGAAGACUUCCUGGAAUUCAUGUGGAAAUGCAGUGUAAUGAUGAUUCCGAUUUGGCACAGUCUAAUCUUCUCCAGCGUUGUCUAGAAAGGGGAUAUGACUAAUGUUUAGGGCAGAAUCACAUCAGCAAUAGAAUCUCAAAAAAUACAUCGAUUCAUCAGAAAAUGACGUACGUUCAUUCAUGACAAUAUGGUUUUGAUUUUCGGAAGAAAUCUACACACCUCAAUUGACUAAUGUUUUCCAAUUGCCGACAAAACACAUGGUGCGGGUUGUCGCUGCAAAGAAAUCGCUUAAACAAUGCUUUACAAAAGUAUUAUUUUGGCAUUGUUUGUAGUUAAUCUGCGUAUGAUGUAAGAGUGCAGUGACAAUUGACUGAUAGUGAGAUUGAGAAUCUGAUAACGAGGCUUACAGAUUAACUACGCGGUGAUAGGGAAUUCGUAUCUGAUUCGGUGCCAAAUAUAAUUAUAUAUCUGCAUAACACUUGUAUGAAGAAGAUAAGUUAGUCAUCUCCGAGUCGCCCUCAUUCAACACUAAGUGCUAAAGAAUUUGUUUUCUAUAUUUUGCUUCAUCACGAAACGGGGGAUAUUCUACUACAUGAAAUGUAGAAGUUGUUAACCCAGCAUUAAAUCUACGUUUAUACAUACUGUAAAA
Ostrea edulis (European flat oyster) is the source of this 1250-nucleotide messenger RNA. RefSeq names its product cofilin-1A-like. Gene Ontology annotation, molecular function: actin filament binding. The transcript has 4 exons. Gene Ontology annotation, cellular component: cytoplasm; actin cytoskeleton. Lineage: Eukaryota; Metazoa; Mollusca; Bivalvia; Ostreida; Ostreidae. Gene Ontology annotation, biological process: actin filament depolymerization. Bases 245 to 703 code for a protein of 152 amino acids. The record is from RefSeq and is a predicted model, not a curated record.